Messenger RNA from Nerophis lumbriciformis (worm pipefish), 732 nucleotides. Lineage: Eukaryota; Metazoa; Chordata; Actinopteri; Syngnathiformes; Syngnathidae. The record is from RefSeq and is a predicted model, not a curated record.
AUGCAAGGUUUCUACUCCAAGCUAGACUCGUCCCCCCUUCAGGGCGUAGGCCUGGGGAGUGAGGGCACCCCGGUGCCCCUCAGCCUUGCCGUGGAAACCGAGAAGGCCCGAGCCCUGUUGCAGACCUUCAGCUCCGCCUCCUUGCUGGCGUCGGCAGGCCUGGGCGCGUUCUGCGUGGCGGCUGACCACGUCCUUCAGCUUCCGCUCAUCCAGCACCACCUGUGGCUGCGAGCCAUCCUGGACAAUGGCACGCAUGCCAUCGUAGGGCUGUGGUCCUGGGCAGUUGUGAUUGGGCUGAGAAAGAAGAGUGACGUCUACGAGGUACUGCUGGCCGGUCUUCUGGCGUCCAUCAUUGACUUGGACCACUUUUACAUGGCUGGCUCGCUGUCACUCAAGGCUGCUGUCUCCCUGCCUCAGCGUCCUCCCCUCCACUGCUCCACGCUCAUCCCUGUCCUUUGUCUGUCUCUCCGCUUCUUCAUGUGGCUCGGACGCCUAAAAGACGCCUGGUGCUCGUUGCCGUGGUUGCUGUUCAUUUCGAUGGUGACGCACCACAUGCGGGACGCCGUGCGCCGCGGUCUGUGGGUGUGUCCGUUCGGGAACACGAUGCCACUCCCUUACUGGCUCUAUGUCAGCACCACAGCGACACUCCCUCACUUGUGCUCUGUGCUCAUGUACCUGACUGGAACCAGAGACGUCAUUUCAACCAAACACGGGGUCGCUAUCGAUGUGUAA